Molecule: messenger RNA, 1689 nt
Organism: Myiozetetes cayanensis
Lineage: Eukaryota; Metazoa; Chordata; Aves; Passeriformes; Tyrannidae
Gene: TMPRSS4
Product: transmembrane serine protease 4
Biological process (GO): proteolysis
Cellular component (GO): membrane
Molecular function (GO): serine-type endopeptidase activity; protein binding
Source: RefSeq, a predicted model, not a curated record
AUGCACUUACAGCUGUAUGAGAUCAUCUUCUCGAAGUCCCGAACCACAGGGUCAGCCCUGCAGGUGAGUCACCCCCCAGUGGAAGAUGCUCAGGAGAUUACAGCAGGUGAUGGUGUGCUGAUAGACCGGUGUUGUAUUACAAUACAAACCAUCAUUCCUGUUUCACAACUCCCCUUGUGGGUUUUAAGGAGUGCUGGGGCGGUCCUGCCCCAGUGUGAGCGCGGGGCGGGCACAGGGAGCAGGCACAGGGGUGCGGGAGCAUCGCCGGCCCCGGCUCCUGCACAUCGGGGCACCUGCAGCCUGCCCACCCCUGCGCGGGAGAUAUUCUGGGAUUCUCUGGAAUUGGCUGGGUUUCUGCGGGCAGAAGGACCACGCUGGAGCUGCAUGAACAUGGACUCGGCCUCGGAGCGGCUGAACGGCAGAGGGCCCAGCACGAGACACAAAUCCUCGAGGACGCUGGAGUCCUUCAAGCUGGUCGGCAUCCUGGUCCUGGCCGUGGUGCUCACCCUCGCCUGCCUGGUCGCCAUCGGCUUCCUGGUCAAGGUUUACCUGGAUCACCACUACCUGUUCUGCAAGCAGCCCCUGAAGCUGGUGCCGCUGCAGAGGGUGUGUGACGGGCAGGUGGACUGUCUGCAGGGCGAGGACGAGGCCAACUGUCCCCAGUGGGUCCCUGAGGGGCCACCAGCCGGGGCCCGCGUUUCCAAAGACAGAUCCAUCCUGCAGGUGCUCAACAGGAACACUGGAGCCUGGUCCUGUGUCUGCCACGACCACUUCGACCUGGUGCUGGCCAAGGCAGCCUGUGAGCAGAUGGGCUACAGGAGCACCCCCACUUUCCAGGGGGUGGAGGUGGGCGCAGGGCAGCCCCUGCCCCCCCGUGAGGUCGUGCUGAACGACGGGAGCCUCCAGGUGCUGGAGCCGGGCGGGAAAUGCCUCUCUGGAUUGGUUGUUUCACUCUUUUGUUCCAACUGCGGGCAGAACAUCCGGACACCCCGAGUGCUGGGCGGGAGCCCGGCUGCCAUCGAGGCGUGGCCGUGGCAGGUCAGUCUGCAGUACAGGAAGGAGCACAUCUGCGGGGGCAGCAUCAUCGACCCCGGCUGGGUCCUGACGGCCGCGCACUGCUUCAAGAACAACCCCAUCAUCCAGAGCUGGCGCGUGAAGGCCGGCUCCGACCUCCUCUCCAGCACCGCCACCUCCGCCGUGGAGAAGGUCUUCCUGGCCGAGGUGACCCCCGUGUCCCCCAAGGACAACGACAUCGCCCUGGUGAAGCUGCACUCUCCCCUGCACGUCUCAGACAGCACCAGGCCCAUCUGCCUGCCCUAUUUCGACGAGGAGCUGGUGCCGGGCACGCCCCUGUGGGUGAUCGGCUGGGGCUACACGGAGGAGCACGGGAAGCUGUCGGAGCGCCUGCAGCAGGCGGAGGUGGAGCUCAUAGACAAGCAGAGCUGUAACCUGGCCGCCUACCACGGGGAGGUGACCGACAGGAUGCUGUGUGCCGGCCUGCCCCAGGGCGGGGUGGACACCUGCCAGGGGGACAGCGGCGGGCCCCUCCUGUACUCGGGUGGGCACUGGCAGGUGGUGGGCAUCGUCAGCUGGGGCCAGGGCUGCGGCACCCCCAGCACGCCCGGCGUCUACACCAGCGUCCGUGCCUACCUCGACUGGAUCUACACCGUCCGCAGGUCGGAGCUCUGA